AAAAGAACACUUGUAUGUAUUACUAGUUUUCCUGCAUUUAUCUAUUUCAUCCUUUUCACCAUAUGAAGUCAAUGGACUCGAUAAAUAGAUUGUAAAAGGCGAGAACAUUUCUUUGGACACUCAGGAUUUUCUUUAGAAGAUCAUUCAGGUUAUAUUAUUUUCUCUAUUAAUGUUGGUAGAAUACUUGAGUUCAUGUUCGAGUUCAAAUUAAUAAUCUCUCAAUUUCGUGAGCUGGUCUGGUGAGUCAAGUUAAUUAUAUCCCUAAUUAACCGGAGGUGGAUAAAUGACAAUAAUUUAUACUGGCGUAUCACUGUCAGAUAGCUGAUAGUUGCUUAGAUACGAAAUGUAAUUACUUGUUAUUGACUAUUAAUUUAGUCAUUUUCCGGUAAAGCCCAAUUGAUUGAUAAUCUGAUUCUGUACCCUGAACUGGUACAACUGUAACUGCUGUUGGUUUGUGUGAUCUGCUCAUUAGAAGUAGCAUUCGCUGCUUGUGGUAAUUAUGGUUUUAUUCUGAAGAAACUUGAUUAGUGUAGUAAUUCACACUAAGUUCACAUGUCAGUGUAAUUAUUCUGGACCAGAUGCUUGAUUGGAGGGAUUAGCAGUGGCUGUAUCCAUGCUUUGCAGUUUGUGUAGCGCCAUAUAAGGCUGCGGGGGUUAUAAUUGUUUUAUCUCACACAAGAGAAAUAUUUUAUGAAGGUCUAUUUACUUUUGCUUCAAGAAUGGGAGUUGAGAAAGAAGGAACAAAAAGUGGAGGAGGGCAAGUUGGCGGGUUUUUCCAGUUGUUUGACUGGACCUCAAAAUCUCGGAAGAAAUUGUUUGCUUCUAAGUCAGAUGUGCCAGCAUUUGAAGAAUCUUUGAAGCAGGCGAAAAAUGUUGAUGACAGCUUGGCAAUGACUUGGCCCUAUGUGGGGGUGAAUGAAGAUGAAAUUGGAGCUGGGGCAAGUGUUAGAGGAAGUGAUCAUAGUUGUGCUUCAUCAGUUACAGAUGAUGAAGCAUGUGGAACAAGGGUGCCAGGCGUGGUUGCUCGGCUUAUGGGAUUAGAUUCUCUGCCCCCUCCUAGUUUUCCCGAGCCCUCUUCUUCUCCAUAUUUUGAUACCCGAUCUCUUCAAGAUGCUCCAUAUUGUAGGAAAAACCUGACCUAUCAGCAUGAUCAGGCCAUUUAUUCUGGAAAUUUGUUUGAAAAAGUUGAGGGCUCUUCUAGGAACUUCAUGGAGCCAAAGCCCCAAAAGAUCCUUAGCAGGCCAAUUGAGAAGUUCCGAACUGAAGUAUUGCCACCUAAGUCAGCUAAAUCAAUUCCUGUCACACGCCAUAAGCUUUUGUCUCCUAUCAAGAGUCCUGGCUUUGUUCCAGGCAACAAUCCUGCUUAUAUAAUGGAAGCUGUUGCAAGGAUUGUUGAACCUGGGCCCCAAGCUACUGCAAAGCAUAAAACUCCAUCCAUGGCUUCAUCUUCUCUAUCAUUGAAGGUUCGAAGUCUUAAAGAAAAAGACCAGCCUUCAAAAAAAACACCUCUUUCUGGUUUGUCUACCAUAACAUCUAGAGCCAGAGAUUUGAAAGAACACAGAGAGGUUUCUCAAAGAAAAAUUAGGCUUUCUGAACCUUCUCAAAAGAAUUGGAAUGGCAGUAGAGGUUUGACGGGCCAGAAAGAACAUCAUGAGCCAAAACCCAACCCACCAUUGAAGACUAAUGCUCAAAAGAGUAUGCAGAAAAAAUCUUCUGUGCAAGGUACUACUGGUGUUCUCCGGAAAAACAAUGAAAAACAGAAUUGUUCAGUUGAUAAGGGCAAGUUACCAUCAAAGCCUUUGGCUUCCAGUGAUAGGAAAGUUCUGUCAGGGAACUCCUCCUAUGGGCGUCAAAGAAGUUCUAGUAGUAGAUCUACUGGGAAAUCCAAAAGUAGUACCAGGAAGUCAAGGUUGGGGGCAGUUGAUUGUGAAAAUGAAGUUUUAUAUGCCAGUACAAACAAUUUCCCUAGAAAGAAAAGAUCAACAGACAAGGACUGGAAUGAUCAGGCUGUUGAUAUUUUGUUCAUUGACAAAACAAAGAAGCCUAUUGAGUGUAAUCUAGAAGGUAAGGACAGUUUUAGUUGGGUAGGAGAUGUCAAAAGGAAAGACAUGGAUGUAGUUUCGUUUACGUUCACCACACCAUUGACAAGAAAUAACAAUGGCUUUGAUGCAUCUGGCCAAGUUCGUCAGAAGGGUAAUGAUUGUUCCUUGGAUCACCACACUAAACAAGAAUUGGUUGAGCCAGAGAAAGCAACAACUCCAGUAGGAUGCAAUGUAAUAUCUGGUGAUGCCUUGAGUAUUCUUUUAGAACAGAAACUGAGGGAAUUUAUGUAUGGAGUCGAUCCUUCAUGUAAUAGCUCUGAUAAAGCCAGGACAUCUUCUAGUAUUGCAUCAAACUCAGUAGAUCCGACAUCUUCCCCUAGUUUAGUUAACCACCUCCAGAGGUUGCAACAAAAGGACCAAGACGUGCUAUCUACAGAUGCAUUAUGCACCAGGCACUAUUCUGAUAUCUCCCCCACUAGUCUCCCUGAAUUAACAUCAAAAUACAAGUCAUUGGUUGCUGAUGGGAUGAAGGAGUUUGGGUUCAAUCAGAUGAAAUCACAGCUAUUGAACUGUCGACACUCGAGCCCAAUAGCUGUCCUUGAACCUUCUUGCUCAACUGAAAGUUGUGAAUCUCUAGUCAGCACAAAUGCUGCUAAUAGCACAGGAGAAAGCAAGUUGUGCUCUUUUGUGCAAGAUCAGGAAGUCUUUGGCCUGAACACUUCGCGUAAAUCUUAUCAUGCGGAAGCUGAUACUGAGCUAUCAGAUUCAGCUUCUUCAACAUCGACUGGAAGAUCAAGUACAUGGGAACUGGACUAUGUGAAAGAAAUAUUGUGUUUGUGUAAUGUGGAACUGAUGUUUAUGGACUUUGUCCUUGGUCAAGCACGAGAGAUUGUGCGCCCCCAUCUAUUCAGUCAGCUGGAAAGUAUGAAAGAAGGGUUUGAGAAUGUUGGUAGUGAGUCUAGGUCCUCUAGGAUACACAGGAAAGUUAUAUUUGAUUGUGUGAGUGAAUGCAUGGACAUAAGAUGUAGGCGUUAUGCAAGGGGGGGUUACAAAAUGUGGGCCAAAGGGGUUAUGAUGGUGAGAAAGAAUGAACGGUUGGCAGAUGAAGUGUACGAGGAGAUUUGUAGGUGGGGAGCCAUGGGGGAUUCUAUGGUCGACGAACUUGUGGAUAAGGACAUGAGCGGCCAACAUGGAGGAUGGCUAGAUUUUAAUGUUGAUGCUACUGAACUAGGAGCAGAGGUUGAGGAUCAAAUGCUUGAUUCUUUGGUCAAUGAUUUUGUUGCUGAAAUCUGGCAGUAUCAACAGCCAAAUGCUGCUACAAUGGUGGGCUGAGGGGUUUCGAUUGUGAGAAAGGAUGAAUAAUUGCCAUAUGAAGCGUCCAAGGAGAUUUCUUGUUGGCUCAACGCCGGAUGACUCGCGGAUGAUGAACAUGAGUAGCCAAGUCAUUUAUAUCUGUUGCUUAACCACUCUUCACUCUCUCUCUCUCUCUCUCUCUAUAUAGAUAUAUAUAUUCCUUCUUGAAUCUAAUUUACAUAAGAGCUAACAAUACAUGUUGGUCAAAUACUGAUUAGUAAUUGUUGCAUAAAAAAAAUUAAUUGCUGCAUGCUGAAUGUUGUAUUCAAUAAUCAUUUAGUAGUUCUUUCA
Molecule: messenger RNA, 3686 nt
Organism: Neltuma alba
Lineage: Eukaryota; Viridiplantae; Streptophyta; Magnoliopsida; Fabales; Fabaceae
Exons: 6
Coding region: 720-3374 (884 amino acids)
Source: RefSeq, a predicted model, not a curated record